AUGCUUGUUGCCGGGCUUCCUCCUGUUGGCUGUCUUCCAAUACAAAUAACUGCAAAGUCCCCAUUGCUCAGAAAGUGCAUUGAAGAGGAGAAUUUUGAUGCUCAAUCCUAUAAUGCGAAACUCACAAGGUUGCUAAAACAAGUACAAGCAGCACUUUCAGGAAGCAAAGUAUUGUAUUCAGAUACAUAUCAUCCUUUCAUGCACAUGAUCAAGCAUCCAAAAAAAUAUGGAUUUGUGAAAACUAGACGAGGGUGCUGUGGCAGUGGUACCUAUGAAGCAGGUCCAUUCUGUAACAAACACCGUCCUGUCUGCAAAAAUGCUUCUAAAUACUUGUUCUGGGACAGUAUACAUCCUGGUGAAUCAGCCUACCGGUAUCUUUCCAAUAUGGCAAUGAAGAAACUACUGCAUCACAAACUAUCACACAACAAAACCCAUUAA
Messenger RNA from Nicotiana tabacum (common tobacco), 438 nucleotides. RefSeq names its product GDSL esterase/lipase At1g58430-like. Gene Ontology annotation, molecular function: hydrolase activity, acting on ester bonds. NCBI's taxonomy places the organism in Eukaryota, Viridiplantae, Streptophyta, Magnoliopsida, Solanales, Solanaceae. The record is from RefSeq and is a predicted model, not a curated record.